AUGGUUCGUAUAUACACAAUCACCGGUGUGGCUCUCGGAUUUGCACUCUGGUAUUUCCUCAUCAUAAUGAACAAAAACGAAUGGGAAGGGUUGAAACAAAUAUGCUUGAUAUUGAUUGCUUGUCUAUCAAUCCCUUUCUUAACCGGAUUGGUUUACAUGACAAGUGUUUGGAAUAUCGCAACGGUGAUUGCAAUACUAGAAGAAGAUUAUGGUAAGAAAGCGCUGCUAAAGAGUAUGAAACUGAUCAGAGGUAAAAUAUUGGUUUCGUGUGCUGUUUUUGUCAUGCUUGACAUUACUCUUGUUGGUAUACCUUCAACAUACAUUUUAAUUGUGGUUCAUGGAUCCUUGUCGAGUUUCAUAGGUACAAUAUUUGCAGGAAUUGUUUGCUAUUCGUUAAUGACUAUUGUGGUCCAUUUUUCUCUUGUAAUCCGAACGGUUAUCUAUUUUGUCUGCAAAUUUUAUCACAACGAGGAUAUAUGGAACAUUACUCCGUUCCCAGAUGUUUGUUAUGUUAGCUUGGUUACGGUAAACAAGGACGACAGGGGCAACUACAUCGAGCUUUAG
Molecule: messenger RNA, 564 nt
Organism: Papaver somniferum (opium poppy)
Lineage: Eukaryota; Viridiplantae; Streptophyta; Magnoliopsida; Ranunculales; Papaveraceae
Exons: 1
Coding region: 1-564 (187 amino acids)
Source: RefSeq, a predicted model, not a curated record